AUGCCUGCCAAAUACCUUUCAAAACUGCAAGGAAAAUCCGUCCUCCUUGUAGGCGGCACCUCCGGGAUAGGAUAUGGCAUCGCCGAAGGCUGUCUGGAGUUCGGGGCCAAGGUCGUCAUCGCCUCGCGCUCCGCAGACAAAGUCGCCUCGGCCGUGGAGAGCCUCAAGGCCUCGUACCCGGAGCACGCGGCAAACAUCCGCGGGCACACGGUGAACUUGAACCCCGGCGAGACCGACGUCGAGAAGCAACUCGUCGCCCUCUUCGACUUCGCCACGGACAACGGCGCGACCAAGCUCGACCACGUCGUCGAAACCGCAGGCGAUCUCUCUCUGGCUGGGCAAAUGGGCCUCGACACCAUCACACCCGAAUUGUUGGCCAAGGCUGGCUCGGUACGUCUGGUUGGCGUCAUCAUGCUCGCCAAGGUCGCAUCCAGGUAUCUGAACAAGGCAUCCACGAGCACCUUCACCAUGACCAGCGGUGUCCUCUUAUACAGGCCACGUCCAGGACUCAGCCCAUUCAUCGGCGCCGGUGGGAACAAAGAAGCCUUUGCACGCGGAUUGGCUAUCGAUCUGGCGCCUGUUCGCGUCAAUGUCGUGGCACCCGGUGCGAUUGAGACCGAAUUGCUGUAUUCCAGCGUCCCACAGGGGAUGAAGAGGGAGGAUGUUAUGGAGCUGUACAAGAAGCACAGUUUGUUGGGCAAAGUUGGGACUGUCGAGGACGUGGCCGAGUGUUAUUUGAGCCUGAUGAAGAACGGAUUCCAGACUGGGACGGUAGUGCAGUGUGAAGGCGGGUACCUUUUGAUUUAG
Molecule: messenger RNA, 807 nt
Organism: Fonsecaea multimorphosa CBS 102226
Lineage: Eukaryota; Fungi; Ascomycota; Eurotiomycetes; Chaetothyriales; Herpotrichiellaceae
Exons: 1
Coding region: 1-807 (268 amino acids)
Molecular function (GO): oxidoreductase activity
Source: RefSeq, a predicted model, not a curated record